Molecule: messenger RNA, 1353 nt
Organism: Protopterus annectens (West African lungfish)
Lineage: Eukaryota; Metazoa; Chordata; Ceratodontiformes; Protopteridae
Biological process (GO): negative regulation of intrinsic apoptotic signaling pathway; intrinsic apoptotic signaling pathway in response to DNA damage; extrinsic apoptotic signaling pathway in absence of ligand
Cellular component (GO): mitochondrial outer membrane
Molecular function (GO): protein homodimerization activity; RNA binding; protein heterodimerization activity
Source: RefSeq, a predicted model, not a curated record
CUCCUUCCGUGACAUCAUAAUCAAGCGUCGAUUUUUUUUCUUUCCUCUUGAGUCCUUCUAAGUAUCAAGAGGGCCCCCGAGAGGGAGAUAAAUACAUUCCAAUAAAAGUAAAACAGAGACACUAUGCAGAGAGAGAAAAUGGGUGACCAAAGGAAAUUUACCUACAGACCUUUAGCCUAAUACGACUGGCUGCUUCUCAUUUUGAUAGCAUCACCUGCCAGAAAACUUGGACUUUUUAACAAAAUUGCAGAACAGAUAUGGCUUCAGAGUAUAGCAGUCAGGAAGCAGUAGAAGACUUCAUUUAUUAUAAGCUACGACAGAAAGGAUAUUUAAACAGAGUCAAGUUACGAGAGCCACCAAUCAAUGCUCUACACGUCACCAUGAGGGAGGCAGGCGAUGAGUAUGAAGCACGUUUCCACCAAGCAUUCAGUGAUCUGUCAUCACAGUUACAUGUGACACCUAGCACAGCUUACAACAGCUUUGCUCUGGUAGUGGAUGAGCUCUUUCGAGGAGAGGUGAACUGGGGACGUAUAGUGGCCCUGUUUGUGUUUGGAGCAAGCCUUUGUGCAGAGUGUGUGAACAAAGAGAUGACUUGUCUUGUAAGCCGUGUUAUGGAAUGGAUGGUCACUUAUCUAGAGAAUAACUUACAAGAAUGGAUACAGCACAAUGGAGGAUGGAAUGGAUUUGUGUCUCUCUACGGGAACGGGGCAGUUUCAGAAGCCAGGAAACUGAGAGAAGGCCACUGGUCAUCAGUGAGAACAGUCCUCACGGGAGCAGUGGCCCUAGGAGCAUUGAUGACCGAAUUGGAGGCUAUCAAGGCACGGGUUCGGGAGAUGGAGGAGGAGGCAGUAAAGCUCAAAGAGCUUCAAAAUGAAGUAGAAAAACAGAUGAACAUGAGUCCACCUCCAGGUGGACUAUGGAGCUACUGCUGAAGAACUAGAGGCUCACUUUCAUGGUUGUGGCUCUGUCAACCGAGUGACUAUCCUUUGUGACAAGUACAGUGGGCACCCAAAAGGGUUUGCAUAUAUUGAAUUUUCUGAUAAAGAGUCUGUUAGAACAUCUCUGGCACUAGAUGAGUCUUUGUUCAGAGGGCGACAGAUAAAGGUGGUGCCAAAGAGAACCAAUAGGCCAGGGAUAAGCACGACAGAUCGAGGGUUCCCCAGAGCUCGUUAUCGGGCACGAAGUAUAUCCUACACCUCCCGGGCACGGUUUUACAGCGGUUAUACUCCCCGACCCAGAGCUAGAGCCUACAGGUGUCGAAUUGGGGAUUGCUUGCUGCAGUAUUUGGAUUCAGAGGUUCAGCCUCUUUCAUUCAUGUUCGGGUCAAUCAGAUCAUAGUAGUAUUUCUGUGAA